AGCAGAUACGGACAGAUACAACAGGCGUCCACUCGUCGGUGGAGGAUAAAACAGGCGACAGUUUUGAAGGAUCCAAAAUACAGCAGCGUCUAUACAAAAAGAGAAAGGGAAGGAUCCUUUUCUUUAACUCUAAAUCAUACAAAAAGAGAAUGGUAUUUAACAGUGUAAUGUUAGUUUCAGUUGCCAGAACCUCCGCAGAGGUAUGGCAGCAAAUGGCCUGUUUCGGGGAGCAUCAACGCAUAGACGGCCAGCAAAUGGUGGAUCUGGUCAUCCGCUUCCCUCUUCAACAGCUUGGCCGCUUGCUUCUUUACAUUUGGACUUUCCUCUGCGUCCCUCCUCAGCCCUAUUACUAUCCUACUUAUUCUUAUUACCGUGAUGAUGAUGAUGAUGAUGAUACUAGUUCUGAUGAUGAUGGUGCUGGUGAUGGUGCUGGUGCUGGUUCUUCCUCCCCGACUAGUUCUCGAUAUUUUUAUUACCACCAACAACGCCCAGAUGCUGAUAAUGAUGAUGAUGGUGCUGGUGCUGGUUCUUCCUCCUCUACCACUUCUCGAUAUUUUUAUUACCACCAACAACGCCCAGAUGCUGAUGAUGAUUCUUCCCUAUCAGAUUGAUUUGAUCGGCUGACUGUUGUCUUUUGUAAAGUUACUUUCUUUGGAAUAAUAGUAGUGUUCUUCUUUUAAUUCCUUGUAUAUAAUUGAUCUUUUCUCCUCCUGACUUUGUGUUAACUUUUUCAGAUUAGAUUUUCAUUUUUCUCUUUGAAUUGGUUUUGUGGAAUUCAUGAGUUUGUGACUUCCACAAACAGAUGAUCUUUUCUGUAAUAUAUCAAGAGCAACAAAGAAAAAAAAAUGAAAAGGAGCAGAUUUUUAGAGUGCGUAUGCUUUGGGAUUGCUGUUGAAAUUGAAGGUUCUUGAGCUUGUGUCUCUUUUUU
Messenger RNA from Coffea eugenioides, 928 nucleotides. RefSeq lists its product as uncharacterized. Bases 150 to 611 code for a protein of 153 amino acids. The transcript has a single exon. The record is from RefSeq and is a predicted model, not a curated record. NCBI's taxonomy places the organism in Eukaryota, Viridiplantae, Streptophyta, Magnoliopsida, Gentianales, Rubiaceae.